Molecule: messenger RNA, 261 nt
Organism: Linum tenue
Lineage: Eukaryota; Viridiplantae; Streptophyta; Magnoliopsida; Malpighiales; Linaceae
Source: the annotation of a GenBank genome assembly
GUUACAAAAUUUGGCACAACCCACAAGAAAAUCCAUGUCCUGAUUCACAACGGCAAACCCAUUUCUGAAUCUCUAGUCAUCCUCGAGUACAUCGAAGACAUAUGGAAGAACAACAACCAACACCCACUCCUCCCCGAAGAUCCUCAUGCCCGAUCCACUGCCCGAUUCUGGAUGAGAUUCGUCGAUGUAACAAUAAACCAAAAUCGAAUCUCCUUUCCCCCGUUUCUGAUUCGAUCAGUCUGUCUAGCUGAUUAUAUUUGA